Thamnophis elegans (Western terrestrial garter snake) is the source of this 1641-nucleotide messenger RNA. RefSeq names its product glyoxalase domain containing 4 (gene GLOD4). The record is from RefSeq and is a predicted model, not a curated record. The transcript is spliced from 7 exons. Bases 24 to 752 code for a protein of 242 amino acids. Lineage: Eukaryota; Metazoa; Chordata; Lepidosauria; Squamata; Natricidae.
AUGAUGGCAAAUGGAGUAAAACUAUGGUGGGCUAUGGACCGGAGGACAGCCACUUCGUCGCCGAGCUAACAUACAACUACGGAAUUGGGGAUUACCACCUUGGCAAUGAUUUUCUGGGGAUGACUGUUGCCUCGAGCCAGGCUGUGAAAAAUGCCAAAAAAUUGCAGUGGCCGCUGAGGGAGACCUCAGGAGGCAUUUAUGAAUCAGAAGCCCCAGGAGGAUAUAAGUUCUUUCUGGAAGACAAAGAACAACCCCAAGAAGAUCCGGUGUUGAAGGUGACUCUGGCUGUAUCCAACCUGUCGAAAUCGGUGGAUUACUGGUCCAGAUUGCUGGGCAUGAAAGUGUAUGAGAAGGACGAAGGCAAGAAGAAAGUUUUGCUCGGUUAUGCCAAUAACCAGUGUAAACUCGAGUUGCAAAGCAUUGACCAGGAUGUGGAUCACGGCACAGCCUUCGGACGAAUCGCCUUCUCUUGUCCGAAGGAAGAGUUGCCUGCAAUCGAAGCCUUAAUGAAAAAGGAGAACCAGAAAAUUUUGACGCCUCUUGUGAGCUUGGACACACCAGGGAAAGCAACGGUGCAAGUCGUAAUUUUGGCUGAUCCUGAUGGCCACGAAAUCUGCUUCGUGGGGGACGAGGCCUUCAGGGAGCUCUCCAAGGUGGACCCGAACAGUGAGAAGCUCUUGGACGAGGCAAUGGCGGCCGAUAAGAGCCACGAGUGGUUUGCCAAACACAACCGCCCCAAGCCUUCGGCAUAACCCACCUGCGAUUCCUUUCCGAACCUGGCAAACAGGAAGUUUAAAUCCCACCUCUGCGGGAUUGCCAGAUUUUUUUUUCCUUUUUCAAGUUUCUUUUCCCCGCCUCUUCUGGGUCCUGCAGGGUUUCGCAGGGAGGGAGGGAGGGAGGGAGGGAGGGUGUGUGUGUGUGUGUGUGUGUGUGUGUGUGUGUGUGUGUCAUUGUGUGUUCCAGUUCACACAACCCUAUUACGUUUCUCGUCCCGAUAAAAAAUCAGGAGAAAUGUAAGUAGUAUUUCGGCUGGAAAAUUAUUUGCAACGGAUUACAAGGAAGAUCUCUGGACCUGCCAGCUAAAAUGGAGAUUUUGUUGUUGUUGUUUUCUCAAACCCUCAAUUUAAUUCUAGCAAACUGACAUUCCGUUCCGUUUAACGUGGCUUGAAUUUUGAGUGGGCAGACAGUGCCAGAUUUGGCCGGGAGGGUUCAGAGUUUCAAUGUGCCGUACUUUCCGCGGGGCAAGAUACCGAUUACAACUGCCGUUGUGAUUUUUUGGGGACCCACCUUUUUUCCUCUUCCCCUCCUCCUCCACCCCAAGCAUUAGUGCAUAUUCCAUCUCCCAACUCAAAGGUUUAUAAGCCACUGAGGCAGCUCAAAGAAGUCACAAGCGCUAAACCUGGUUCAGAGGCCAAUUGCGGAGGGGGAAAAAAAAACCUGGAUGUUGAGAAUUACACUGGCCUGCAGAGUCUCGAAUCAGAGACCUGUGGAAUUAAAACACAAAAAAGCUUAUACAAAGUAUUUGUAUAUAUGUCUGAUUCUUUCUUGCAGGCGGCCGAUAAAACCCACAAGUGGGUUGUCAACAGCCAUAGCGAUCGCACAGAGUUAUAUACUGCUUUAUACUGCUUUACAGCCCUCUUU